Molecule: messenger RNA, 2072 nt
Organism: Oldenlandia corymbosa var. corymbosa
Lineage: Eukaryota; Viridiplantae; Streptophyta; Magnoliopsida; Gentianales; Rubiaceae
Source: the annotation of a GenBank genome assembly
AGAAUAUCCAAAGUCCACAAAUAAUACACAAAAUUAUAAUUGGGCCCCCCAAUUGAAGACGUCCACAUGAGCCCGCUUAGAAUUUUCUAACAUUUACUCAAACGACUUCCUUCACGAGAUGAAUAUCAUAAUAAAAUAAGCAUUUAUUAAUUCAAAAUAAAUGUAAUAAUCCCCAGAAUUCUUCUCCGAAAACAGGCGACAAGAUUCAGUUUUGAAGAUCGGACACAGUAAUUUCGAUCUUAAUAAACAAACAGGUCUGAUUCUGUAGAAAAUAGAUACAUUAGGUAGGUAGAAUAAUGGGGCAGGGAGCUAAUUUGCGCCGGGGAUUAGUCCUUCUGUCACUGUUACUUGUGUUCGGCUUAUCGGAGAUGGUCGGAGCCGUGUGGUUAAACUUACCGCCGUCGGGUACCAAGUGUGUUUCCGAGGAAAUCCACAACAACGUCGUUGUUUUGGCCGAUUACGUCGUAAUUUCCGAUGAUCAUUCCCAUCCGACCCCAACUAUUUCCACUAAGGUCACGUCACCAUACGGUAACACUCUUCAUCAGAAGGAAAAUGUUACACACGGGCAAUUUGCAUUUACAACUACAGAAGCUGGAAACUAUCUAGCUUGCUUUUGGCUUGAUAGCCAUAAUACAGUAACCGGGGAUGUAAGUAUCAACAUUGAUUGGAAGACUGGAAUAGCAGCCAAGGAUUGGGACUCUGUUGCCAGGAAGGAAAAAAUUGAGGUGAUUGAUGGAUCUUUAUUUCAAAAACCCUUAGUCUGCGUAUUCCAUGCAUUUUACUUAUUUUUGUGCAUUAACUCGAUUACUGUUGUGUCUCAAUGAAAUUUUGAGUUCUGAUAUUAUCAUCAAUACUCGACAAAACCAAGCUAAUGGAUGGUUGCAUUAUGAGCUCCUUCUUGUAUGAGCAUUGACAAAAAUCCUCUUGUAUUAAAGGUUAUAUAUUUUCUUCUUGUUGUUUUGCAGUAAUUCUUUUUUACUGAAAAGGUGGCAAGAACUAACGUACGCUGAUCAUGUAUGACUGUUUUAUUCAUUUGAACUUAUUUAAUGAAAUGAGGGUUCUUUCAAUCACUCGACGGUAGUUGUGCUUGCUAAAUGGUGUGUGUUGUGGUAUCAUCAAAGGUUUGCUGAGGAAUUACACUUGAAUUGGAAAUUGGGUUUUGUUUGUUGGGGUUUUGAGGAUGUAAUAUUCUUAGAGCUUUUAUGUAGGACCUUUAUGCAUCUAAUUUUUUUAAUUUAGCUGGUAAUAGAUAAAAUUACUGUGUAAAUGGUAAGACUAGUUGGCGCAGAACCUAUUUCAUGUGUAAAAUACUUCUUUUUUGUUUGGUGCAGGGUGUUGAGCUUGAGCUGAGAAAACUUGAAGGAGCAGUUGAGGCCAUCCAUGAAAAUUUAUUAUAUUUGAAGGGCAGGUAAGUAGUGGGCAUUUAGUUGUAAAUGCAGCAUUUCAUUAUCUUGGUGGUUCAACUAAAUACGGCCUCCAUUGCCUUAGUUUAUUGUUCUUUUUCGGGUGACUGAUUGUUUUGGACCAUUCUACCAGAGAAGCAGAGAUGCGAUCGGUGAGUGAAACGACAAAUGCAAGGGUGGCCUGGUUCAGUUUAAUGUCCCUAGGCGUCUGCAUUUUGGUGUCUGUGGCACAGAUAUUUUAUUUGAAGCAGUUUUUCCAGAAGAAGAAGCUGAUAUAGGCUUUUAUUAGUUGAAUCAGAUUUUCACUCCCCAGAUUAGCAAAUGAUUUUUAACCUUUUUUCUCCUUUUGUAUUUUCUUCUUUUUAAAUUUAUCCCGGUUAAGUAGAGCAAAAUUUUGGGAUUGGUAUUUGGUCCUAGAUCAUCCAGUUGUUACUUUAAGAGUGAAAAGUUGUUCAUACUGAUACUACUUGAUUAGAAUUUUUCUUCAUUAACUCCCUCUUAUUACUCAUACAAUAAGUUUUUUGAAAAAAUGAAAAGAUGAAAUGUGGAUGUACUCUCUACUCUGAUCUGAUGCAUGUCAAAAUAGUUUAUUUGGAUUCUGGUUCCGCAACAAUCCUAUCACCUAUACUAUCAGUAUCACCAGGUUAAAGAGGUGAAAACCGGAACGAG